ACACAGUCCAACCGACUGCAUUGUGAAGUUGAGGAGUCGACAAAUCAACCUGCUGAAGUUCAGUGAGAAAGACACAAAUUCUGGUUUGGUUUAUUUUACAGCACAUCUAUUUGCAAAAAAGGAAAGGAUUACUACCGACGUUCAAAGGUGAAAUGGCACAGAGACAAAAUCAGACAGCGUCAGCUAAAUACUCCUGUUCCAUCUGUUUGGAUCUACUGAAGGAUCCGGUGACUAUUCCCUGUGGACACAGUUACUGUAUGAACUGUAUUAAAAGCCACUGGGAUGGAGAAGAUCAGAGGAAAAUUCACAGCUGCCCUAAGUGCAGGAAAGAGUUCAUACCAAGGCCUGUCCUGGAGAAAAACAUCAUGUUAGCUGAUUUGGUGGAGGAUCUGAAGAAGACUGGACUCCAAGCUGCUCCAGCUGAUCACUGCUAUGCUGGACCUAAAGAUGUGGCCUGUGAUGUCUGCACUGGGAGGAAGAUGAAAGCUGUCAAGUCCUGUCUGGUCUGUAUGGCUUCUUAUUGCCAAAAUCACCUUCAACCUCACUAUGAAUCACCUACGUUUAAAAAACAUAAUCUGGUUGAAGCGUCUACUAAACUUCUGCAGAACAUCUGUUCUCGUCAUGAUGAGGUGAUGAAGAUCUUCUGUCGAACUGAUCAGCAGUGUAUCUGUUAUCUCUGCACUAUGGAUGAACAUAAAGGCCAUGAAACAGUCCCAGCUGCAGCAGAAAGAGCUGAGAAGCAGAAGGAGCUCCAGGAGAGUCGACAACAAAUCCAUCAGAGAAUCCAGGACCAAGAGAAAGAUGUGAAGCUGCUUCAACAGGAGGUGGAGGCCAUCAAUGUCUCUGCUGAUAAAGCAGUGGAGGACAGUGAGAAGAUCUUCACUGAUCUGAUCCGUCUCCUCCAGAAAAGAAGCUCUGAUGUGAAGCAGCAGAUCAGAUCCCAGCAGGAAACUGAAGUGAGUCGAGUCAAAGAUGUUCAGGAGAAGCUGGAGCAGGAGAUCACUGAGCUGAAGAGGAAAGACGCUGAGCUGGAGCAGCUCUCACACACAGAGGAUCACAACCAGUUUCUCCUCAACUACCCCUCACUGCCAGCACUCAGUGAGUCUACACACUCAUCCAGCAUCAACAUCCGUCCUCUGAGGCACUUUGAGGACGUGGCAGCAGCUGUGUCAGAGCUCAGAGACAUAAUGCAGGACGUCCUGAGAGACUCAUGGAGAAACAUAGAACUGAAGGUCACUAAAGUGGAUGUUAUACUGUCAGAACCAGAACCAAAGAGCAGAGAUGAAUUCUUAAAAUAUUCACAAAAAGUCACUCUGGAUCCAAACACAGCACACAGGAAGCUGUUUUUAUCAGAUGGAAAUAGAAAAGUAACAUCAAAACUUCCCUCAUCUUCUGUAUUGCGGUAUCAUUUCAGUGAUCCAGACAGAUUCACUGAUUAUAAUCAGGUUCUGAGUAGAGAGAGUCUGACUGGACAUUGUUAUUGGGAGGUGGAGAGGAGAGGAGGAAGAGUUGCUGUAGCAGUUUCAUACAAGAACAUCAGCAGAGAAGGAAGGUCAGAUAAGUGUGCAUUUGGAUUUAAUAACAAAUCUUGGUCAUUAUAUUGCAACAGAAACAUUUACACUUUUCAUCACAACAACAUUGAAACUCCAGUAUCAGGUCCAGUUUCCUCCAGGAUAGGAGUGUACCUGGAUCACAAAGCAGGUAUUCUGUCCUUCUACAGCGUCUCUGAAACCAUGACUCUCCUCCACAGAGUCCAGACCAGAUUCACUCAGCCGCUACACGCUGGGAUCCGGCUGUUUGAUGAGGCAGAUUUUGCUGAGUUCAUUAAAGUCAAAUAGAGUCAGAACAGCAUAAAUGAACCAGUGACAUACUCACACCUAGGGACUGCGGGAGGAAGCCGGAGUACCCAAAGAGAACUCACGCAUGCACAGGGAGAAAAUGCAAAAUCC
Messenger RNA from Xiphophorus maculatus (southern platyfish), 1949 nucleotides. RefSeq names its product tripartite motif-containing protein 16-like. Gene Ontology annotation, molecular function: zinc ion binding; protein binding. NCBI's taxonomy places the organism in Eukaryota, Metazoa, Chordata, Actinopteri, Cyprinodontiformes, Poeciliidae. The coding region runs from base 153 to 1838 and encodes 561 amino acids. The transcript has a single exon. The record is from RefSeq and is a predicted model, not a curated record.